UCACACAGCGGUGACAUGAACUCUCGGUGUGCACCCUUGCCUGAACUUGCAGGAGUCCCUCUGAAGCCGAGGAAAGAGCUGGUGUUUUUGGAGCAGCAGUCGGGUCAGCUGGAAAUCCGCUGGUCGUCCAAGUUUAACAUAUCCGUGGAGCCCGUCCUUUAUGUGGUGCAGCGCCGCUGGAACUAUGGCAUCCAUCCCAGCGAGGACGAUGCCACGGAGUGGCAGACAGUGGCACAGACCGCAGAGGAGCGAGUCCAACUGGCCGACAUCAGAGCCAGCAGAUGGUACCAGUUCAGAGUUGCUGCAGUCAAUGUCCACGGGACCCGCGGCUUCACUGCACCCAGCAAACACUUCCGCUCCUCCAGAGAUCCAGCUGCCCCUCCCAGUCCAUCCAGCCUGCGUAUCACCAACGUGACAGUGGGUGAUGACGGCCUUGUGACAGCUCGCCUCAACUGGACCCUGCCAGAGGAGCCCGAUAUCCCCGUACAUCACUACAAAGUGUUCUGGAGCUGGACGGUCCACACCAAGUCCAUGGUGCCGUCCAAGAAGAAAAGGAGAAAGACCUCCAAUGGGGCUCAGAGCUGGGUGGAUCUGGAUGGACUUCAACAAAACAGCAGUUACACUGUGGAGCUGCAGGCUGUCACAUACUGGGGACAGGUGCGACUGAAGAGCUCCAAAGCUUCUCUCCACUUCAGUACCUCCCAGAAUAACGAAUCAGUGAAAUCGGUGCUCAAGUCGAAGAAGGAGGAGAUAUCGCCUCUCAGUUCCACCCUGACCAAACGCCCUUCUGGCCCCCUAGAGGUUGGCACACCCUUCUACCAAGAUGGCCAGCUGCAGGUCCGUGUCUACUGGAAGAACCGGGGAGAUCCCACCGUGAGUCGCUACCAUGUCCAGUGGAUGCCGGAGUACUGCAGCCACAACGAGACCCGGGGGCCGGAGAAAUCUGUCACGCAGGAGAACUACAUCAACCUCCCGGGCCUGCUGUUCUCCUGCAAGUACAAAGUCACUGUUCACAUGCUGAAGUCCAAGAGACGUUCCAAGGAUGAGAGCACCACCUUCCUCACCCCGUCUUGUGCAACCAUCCGCAGCAAGACUCACAAACACAUCCCCUGCCCAGGGGAGGGAGCACCAGGGCCUCCGAAGGUUUUGGCUAAGCCCGAGAAUCUGACGGCUUCCUUCUCCAGCAAUGAGGGAAACAUCACAGGUAAUUUCCUGUGGCGCGUGUCCCGAGUGGCUCCCCAUCAGCGAAUCACGGGCUUCCAGGUCACCUGGGCUGAGAUCACCACAGAGAGCCGGCAAAACAGCCUGCCCAACAGCAUCAUCUCCCAAUCCCAGAUCCUGCCUCCCGAUCACAACUUGCUCGUUGUGUCCAACCUGCGGCCGUCCACCUACUACAGGCUGGAGGUGCAAGUCAUAACAACAGGAGGGGAAGGUCCCGCCACCGUCAAGACCUUCCAGACCCCCAACAUAUUACCAGUCAUUCAACACCGACCCAGACUUCGACAGCACCACUCUCAUCACCAGAAGCCGUCAGUGGAGAGACACUGAGUUGAGACGAGCGCAGUCAGGAGACAUAUCAGUGGCUCUCUGCUCUAGUCUGUCAGGAGAGGAACGUGUGGAACCGGGACAGAAACACAGCAAACCAGAACAUGAACUGACGCCCCCUGCUCGUGAAUUAUGGCUCCAUCCUCUCAAUCCGGGCUCAACACAACACAACAGAUUUCCCUCUCAAUCUCACUCUCUUGACUGACACAUGGUACCGGGCCGGGUUGGUCUGUAUAAUGAAAUCACAGGCAACAUAGCAUAGAGGUGUAAGUGUACGAUUUUGGAAUCCUCUCAUUCGACAUAUUAACCAUUUCAGUUGGAUUUGAUCGGACGUUUAUCGAUAGGAAGUUGCGUACAUGGUUUAAACCAGUGUUUCCCAAAUUUUGUUUUUUUUAAGAUAACAAACGGUUGGAACCCAAUUCACAAUAUAAAUUUAACAAUACAUUUUUAUUUUUUUUAUUUUUUAAUUGCAGCAUGUAACCUUAUUUAGAAAAGGCGAGUCAGCCAUGUCUGGGAGAUAUUAGUUUGAUAAAUGAAUCACAAUUUCAUUUUUUCUGGAAAACAUUAACACCAAUAUUAAGUUAAAGGUUGGAAAAAAAAAAAUUAGCAAAUUUAUUUUUUGGCGACCCCCAUUCGAUGACUCAUCGAGUUCCCGACUAAGUCUGUGGGAAUUACUGGUUUAAACAAACAACAACUUUGGCAGCCGGUCAGACGUGGAUUGAAGGCGAUGCCAGAUAUGUAAAAACAACUGUUUAUUCAUGGCAGCAGAAAAAGAAGUAGAAAUUCAUCUAUUUAUUUUGUCUUACCCUUUAAAGAGGUGCGGAGACACAAAGUCAGUACUGAUGGAAAAUGUAACUUAAGUCGUCGUUGUCUAACCCCAGAAUAUUUCAUGUAGUAUGUUGCAUGUAGUACAUUUGAUUUUCUUUUUUUUUUAUUAUUAAAAACUGUAAAUGAAUUACUUGCUUCAAAUUGAAAGCUUGUAAUGGUUUUGCAUGACAACCAUUAGCAUUCUGUCGGCAUGAGAUGAUGUCUGUGUUACCUCUUUUCAAUAUGUUAGCAAUAUUUCAUUAACAGAUUAACAAAGAUUAUUAUAUUGGGAGUAAUAUGUAAUGUUUAUUAAUGAAAUUAUAACUUGUGUGGCAACGAUGAAUUGUACAUGUUCUUGGCUGUAGAAAUAUUUGUCGUGGAGCAGUCAGUGAAUGUCUAUAUUUAUUUAUGUGUGUGCAUUUCAAAGGUUUGGUUUGGAUGUGUGUGAAUGUGUAUGUUCUGUGCGUUUUAGUCUCAAUUUGUUUGUUUGUUUUUUUGGAAUCGGCAAAAAUCUUGUAAAGACAUUUUGUAAAAAUUGAAUUGUAAAUACAGUCUUAUGUUACAUGUUAUUUUUCCAUGGUAGAAACUGUACAAACUGCUAAGUAAUAAAAUAAUCCUUAACCA
Messenger RNA from Solea senegalensis (Senegalese sole), 2976 nucleotides. RefSeq names its product anosmin-1-like. Gene Ontology annotation, cellular component: cell surface. The record is from RefSeq and is a predicted model, not a curated record. The transcript has 10 exons. Gene Ontology annotation, molecular function: protein binding. Lineage: Eukaryota; Metazoa; Chordata; Actinopteri; Pleuronectiformes; Soleidae. Gene Ontology annotation, biological process: neuron differentiation. The coding region runs from base 16 to 1548 and encodes 510 amino acids.